AUGGCCUUUGACCCUCGAAACCCCGACGUCGCAAGGCCUACCUUGCCCGAUCUUGAUUCCCAAGCCUCGACUUCCACCAUAGAGGACGGCACGUCAAGCCUAGGAAUAAAAGAAGGACAGCAGCCCAGCCUGACCAGCCAAACAAAAGAAGGCGAUCUCGAAAUACAACACACCCGAAUCCCACGCCCACAGAAUACCCUCCGCGAGGCCCUGUUCAUCACUGUCAUCUGCUCCUCUCAACUCCUCACCCAAGCCGGUCUCGCCCAGUCGAUCGUGCCUCAACACGUCAUCGCCUCCAGCUUCGACCUCGAUAAGCAGCCCUCCCAACUAAGCUGUCGGCACAUUCAUCCUCAUCGCUGGACGCUUGGCGAUGUCUUCGGCCACAAGCGCCUCUUUAUCGGAGGCUUUGCCUGGUUCGCUGUAUGGUCUGCCAUUGCUGGCUUCUCGGUGUACAGCAGCGGACCAAUUCUGUUCGAUAUUUGUCGCGCCAUGCAAGGUAUCGGUCCGGCUUUCUUGCUGCCGAAUGCGAUCGCUAUGAUUGCGAGGACCUAUGAGCCCGGGAUGAGACAGAAUCUGAUCUUCUGUCUGUUCGGCGCAACUGCGCCGGGCGGAUUUGUGCUUGGUGCUGUUUUUACGGCGUUGUUAGCACAGAAGGCGUGGUGGCCGUGGGCGUACUGGAUCAUGAGUAUGAUCUGUAUUGCAUGCACGGUGCUGGCGAUCGUCAUUAUUCCAGCAACGCCGCCACCGACGCUUGAAGACCUGGACGAAGCCGGCAAGGAGGGCAGGUCAGGCUUGUGGGAACAGAUCGAUGUCCUUGGCUCCCUUACUGGCCUUGCCGCACUCGUGCUCUUCAACUUCGCUUGGAACCAGGGCCCCGUCGCUGGCUGGAAGCCAUACACGUACAUCAUCCUGAUAAUCAGCGUCCUCGUCUUCGCCAUGUUUAUCUUCGUCGAGAAGCGGAUAUCCACACACCCACUCAUUCCCUUCGGCGUCCUGGAAGGCGGCUCGUUCUUCACUCUAGCAUGCAUCUCAGCGGGGUGGUCGAGCUUCGGCAUCUUCGUCUACUACAUGUGGAACUUUCUCGAGAUCUUGCGACACCACAGCAUCCUCCUCAUAUCUGCUCAAAUCACACCCAUCGCCAUCAGCGGUCUGUGUGCCGCGCUCACCACAGGUUUCAUCCUCAAUACUUUCCGCCCCUCGACUGUGAUUCUCAUCUCCAUGACAGCGUUCUUCGCUGGAGGCGUCGUCCUGGCGACCAUGCCGGUUGGACAGACUUAUUGGGCACAGACCUUCAUCGGCAUAAUCAUCUUGCCCUGGGGCAUGGAUAUGUCGUUUCCAGCUGCGACCAUUAUUCUCAGUCGUGCCAUGCCGAAGCGACAUCAGGGUCUGGCGGCUUCCCUGGUCAAUACGUUCGUCAACUACUCCAUUUCGAUUGGCUUGGGAGUUGCUGGCACAGUCGACUCGCAAGUCAAUCAGCAGGGCAUGGAUAUUCUUGGUGGAUAUCGUGGGGCGCUGUACACUGGCGUUGGUCUCGCGGGUAUGGGUGUUGUUAUCGCAUUGAUGUUUUGUCUUGUGGAUAGGAAUCGUGCUGGCGAGGAAGCCGAGAGUCCUGCGUAG
Molecule: messenger RNA, 1617 nt
Organism: Cyphellophora attinorum
Lineage: Eukaryota; Fungi; Ascomycota; Eurotiomycetes; Chaetothyriales; Cyphellophoraceae
Product: Drug resistance protein
Exons: 2
Coding region: 1-1617 (538 amino acids)
Biological process (GO): transmembrane transport
Cellular component (GO): membrane
Molecular function (GO): transmembrane transporter activity
Source: RefSeq, a predicted model, not a curated record